Penicillium arizonense is the source of this 1626-nucleotide messenger RNA. Its product is annotated as putative MFS sugar transporter protein. Gene Ontology annotation, biological process: carbohydrate transport; transmembrane transport. The transcript is spliced from 2 exons. Bases 1 to 1626 code for a protein of 541 amino acids. NCBI's taxonomy places the organism in Eukaryota, Fungi, Ascomycota, Eurotiomycetes, Eurotiales, Aspergillaceae. Gene Ontology annotation, molecular function: carbohydrate:proton symporter activity. The record is from RefSeq and is a predicted model, not a curated record. Gene Ontology annotation, cellular component: membrane.
AUGGUCAAAUCGGAGGCUGCAGUUGCCAUAGAGGCAGAGUUUAGCAAAGGAGACACCCAGGAGCAUGUUGAGGAGGUAGCACUGGCACGCGUGACAGAGGAGGACCUGUGGAAAUUGUCCCAGGAGUCGUUGAACGUAUGGUCAUGGACCGGAUUCCGUCUGGGUCUCAUCAUGUUCAUCCACGGCUGCAACCAAGCUGGCUUUGGAAUUGACUGGGGGGUUAUCGGCGGUAUCAAUUCCUUGGAUCCGUGGCAUGAAUAUUUCGGCUUUGGUACCGCGGGUGGCACGUAUGGCCUAGUCAAUGCCCUGAUGCAGAUUGGCACUGUCUGCGGUGCACCAUUCAUGGCUUUGGCCGAUGUAAUCGGCCGUCGUGGGAUCAACUUUGCCGGCAAUGCUAUUGUGAUUUUUGCGGCUUUGCUGCAGGGCUUGGCCAUUAAUCUGCCAAUGUUUAUGGCUGGACGAUUCUUCAUGGGUUUCGGAACAGCGCUCAUGUCGAGCUCGCAAUACAUUGGUGAAAUAUCGCCUGUUCACCUGCGUGGUCGCAUGGUCGGCUUCUUCGGGGCAUGUUUCCAAGUCGGUAGUUUGACCAUGCUCGGUGCCAUGAUUGGACUUUCUACUCUGCCGGGCAAUCUUUGCUGGCGCAUCCCUCUCAUCCUCGAGGCUCUCUUCCCGGCCAUUGUCUGCCUGGGCAUUUACCUCAUCACCCCCGAGUCGCCUCGUUACUAUGUCAUGAGGGGCAAUCGACAAAAGGCCAAGGAGAUUAUAGCCAAAUACCACACCACCAGCACGGAUGUCAAUGAGCCGAUUGUCGAUAUUGUUGUUAGACAGAUUGAGGAGUCCCUGGAGAGCGAUCGCGAUCGGUCGGGCACCAGGGCCUUCUGGGACUAUCGGGUCUUCUUCACCAAGACCGCGCGAUACCGUCUCCUGGUUCUGGUCUUGUAUUCAAUCUUCCAGCAAUGGAACGGAGGCAGUAUUAUCACAUACUAUAUGACCCCUUCGUUGCAGCAGCUUGGCAUCGAUGGCACAAAGCAGCAACUCGGCAUUACCAUUGGAACUACAGCAGUUUACUUUGUCUUUACGGCCGUCGGAUCGUUCCUCGUUGACAAGUUCCGCAGGCGAACCCUGAUAUUUGUUGGUCUGAUCAGUAUGAUUGUCUUCCAGACGGCCACCACGAUCACAUCGUGGCAGUAUAGUCUCAACGCCAACACCGCUGUUGCGGCACUCACUCUUCUCUGGAUCUUCCUUUACCAGACUUUCUCUGCGACGUUUGUUGCGACCAUGCACAACCUGUACCCAAUUGAAAUUCUCUCUCUGCCACUUCGUGCAAAAGGAAUGGGUCUAUACAGUCUGAUACAAGGCGGUGCUGGAGCCGCGCAGACGUACGGAAUCGGAGUCGGCAUCGCAAAAGUAGGAUACAAGAUUUGGGUGGUGUAUAUCGUUUACAACACCAUUCAACUUGUUUUGUCGUAUUUCAUCUUCCCAGAAACUGCCGGUCUGUCUCUGGAGGAGAUUGAUACGGUAUUUGAAACCCCUGGUGUUGCGCCAGUCAAGAUGUCGUUGGACAUCCAACAGGCCAAGAAGGAGAGAAGCGCCGCGGGACGGGACGAGGAGACCAGGUUUGGAUAA